AUGUUUGGAGAUGCGGAUGCGCAAUCUGCUGCCCCAGAGCGGACUGCUUCGCGCCGCCUUCAACAGGACGAGAUGUGGUCUCGUGCCCCUCAAGUGGAUGCUGCCAAAAAUGUGAAACUCUUGGGCACGAAUCGAAGUCCUAGAGGCUUCCUUGUAGCCAAAACCCCUUCCAUCUGUCCCAAUCGAAGCUUGCGUCGCGCUGGCAAUCGUGGGAAUGGGUUUGUCCUGGGAGAGCAGGGGGGUCAAUCCCGAACGGAUGACCUGGUGACCGAUGCAAUAGCUAUGGAUGCUAGGGUGAUCCCCCAAAAAGGCUAA
Molecule: messenger RNA, 315 nt
Organism: Linum trigynum
Lineage: Eukaryota; Viridiplantae; Streptophyta; Magnoliopsida; Malpighiales; Linaceae
Source: the annotation of a GenBank genome assembly